UCCGUGGUGUCGGUUGACUGUUGAACAUUCUCGGCAGCGUCUCUCUCGGUGAGCAGCGGCCAGUCGACCGUCGGUCAGCGAGUGUUUCCUGGUGCCUGGAGGACUCAUUUAACGGAUUAGGAGCCGAGCGGAGGCGGCGGAGCGGCGUCAGAGUAAAAUACGGGGCUUCCUCUUCCUGCAUUGUGACGUCAGACCUCACCACACCCGUUUCACCUGCAGCUGAAGGCAGAACAAGGGUGAAAAUAUUCAGCAAAUAUUCAGCGAAGAAGAAUAAGAGGAGAACUGGUCCUCACUGAUUCUGGUCCAUCAUGGACCAGUGAAGUCUUUCACACCCUGCAGGUUGAAGGCAAUGUUUUUGGGAGCUAGAGGCCGAAGCACUGUCAGCAGAGUCUGUGUGGGGCCCCUUCUCUCCCUCCUCCCCAGCACCCCUCCAGACAUGGGAUGCCAGCCCCCUGCCCCACAGCCCUGAGCUCUCCUGGGGAGCCAUGAACAACUACAGAGACAGAGGGGUCACUUGCACCUCCUCGGACCUUCUGGAUGGAGGAGGAGGAGGAGGAGGGGUGUUGCCCCAGCACACUCCAUUUCGUCACACCCCCAAUGGCCACCCAUUCCUCACAGACCUUGCCAUCCUGCCACGCAUGUCCGUGCCCAAGAUGGGCGUUCGAGCGCGGAUCGCGGAGUGGCCUCCGCGUCGUGCACAGUCCCGAGAGUCGCUCAUUGAGAAUGGGCAAAUUGGCAGCAAUCACUAUGGAGACGACUGCUCCACCUCACUUUCAUCAUCUCUCUUGUCAUCUGAUGUCGGGUUGGUGCGGGGAGGAGUCGCAAGGUUGCCACGACGACGGUCAAGGGAUGAGUUCAGGGUCGGGGGCUUUGGAGGAGAAAGAGGUUCACCUUUGAGUCUGAGAGUUUUCCCACCGUUACGACAGCGCUCCAACAGUGAAGUGACGCUCAGCGAGCAGGAUGAGAAUGAGGUGGAGACUCGUGGAGGUGGUGGGAUGGGGAUCCUGUUCAGAGAGUACGGCAGCACCUCCUCCAUCGACAUCCAGGGCAUCUCUGAGCAGAGCUUCUUCGACAUGCUCAACCAGUUCCACCAGGAGAGGCCUGACCAGCGCAGCUCAGCACCCGUACGCCUCGGGGAGCUGCUGCGUGCUCCAGACUCGCCACCAAGUGCACCGCUUCCCUCUGCUCCAUCACCUGGUCCCACAGGUGGAGACGACAGAGGGACAGGAAAGAAGGACGGAGCUGAGAGGGUGAGGAAGAAAAGUGGAGGCACGGAGUCGUCACUGGGCACCUCGUCUUUGUUCAGGAAACUUCGCAGCUCGAGCAGAGGGGAGCUGGACGGAGGAAAAGGAGAGACUAAUGACGGUUCAACAGAUGGCUCCUACAAACAGUGGGUGUGCCCAAAGAGCUUUGUCCACUUUGACGCCCAGAGCAUCCUGUUUGACCUCCACGAAGCGGCGGCUCAGCGGGGCUAUGCCACCCAGAGGAGGAACACUGCCACUGGGGCAUCAGCUGCCUCAGUGUCCCUGUCCAUCUCCAGGUCCUCUGCUCCUAGUGCGAACGAGCCAGUUUACUCCAGCAUUGAAGACCUGACUAUGAGCCUCGAACCUGCCACAACACCCUCCCUGAGCAUGGACCCUCUGGAUGGCCCACUUGGAGCCCCCAGCUCCAGCCAAUUGCUCCUCUGCUGCCCACACUUCCUCAAUGAGAUCGGGGGCCACGGGGAGCGCAACAUCAGCUUCCUCAGCUCGUCAGCAGAGCGAGGAGGAGAUGGAGGAGGAGAGGGAGGAAGAGGGUGGCUGAGGAGGAGUAAUGCCAGCGUCUCAGUGCUGGAGGUGCCUAUUGAACAGCAGGUUACAAGACUGGACAGACUGAAACUGUACAGCAUAGAACAUGUAGACCUGGGGGCCAGGUACUACAGAGACUACUUCCAUGGCAAAGACCACUCUAACUACUUCGGGACAGACGAAAAGCUGGGACCAGUGACUGUGAGCGUCCGCAGGGAGAAACUGGAAGACACCAAAGACCUGAAAGACCAGUACCUGUACCGCCUCAUCGUCAGGACAAGCGAGUUGGUGACCCUGCGAGGCUCCAUUUUAGAGGAUGCAGUGGCGUCUACGGGGAGACACGGCACGGUGCGGGGUCUGCCGCUCAAAGAGGUCCUGGAGCAGGUGGUUCCCGAGCUCAGCGUGUCCUGUUUGAGACUGGCUCUCAGCACACCCAAAGUCACAGAGCAGCUCCUAAAGCUGGAUGAACAGGGGUUAAGUCAGAAGCACAAGGUGGGAGUUCUGCUGUGCCGCGCAGGCCAGAGCACCGAGGAAGAGAUGUACAACAACGAGGAGGCGUCACCUGCCUUCUCUACCUUCCUGGAGCUGCUGGGGGAGCAGGUGCUUUUAAAAGGGUUCACCAAAUACGCCGCCCAGCUCGACACAAAGACGGACUCCACGGGCACCCACUCCCUGUACACCACCUACCAGGGCUAUGAGGUCAUGUUCCACGUGUCCACCAUGCUGCCGUAUAUGCCCAACAACCCACAGCAGCUCCUAAGAAAGAGGCACAUAGGGAACGACAUCGUCACCAUAAUCUUUCAGGAGCCAGGAGCGUUACCAUUUACGCCUCAGAAUAUCCGUUCACACUUCCAGCACGUCUUCGUUAUUGUGCGUGUGCACAACCCCUGCUCUGAAAACACCUGUUACAGUGUUGCUGUGACUAGGAUGAAGGAUGUGCCCCCGUUUGGCCCAUCCAUUCCCAACAGUGUCACCUUCCGUGACCCAGAAACCUUCCGUAACUUCCUUCUAGCUAAAGUUAUCAAUGCAGAGAAUGCAGCACACAAGUCGGAGAAGUUCCACACCAUGGCGACAAGAACGCGGCAGGAGUACCUGCGUGACCUGGCUGAGAACUAUGUCAGCAGCACACCGCUCGACUCAGCUGGGAAACUUAACAACCUUAUCUCACUUGCAUCUAAAAAACGUGAGCGGUCGAAGCCGAGAGAAGGAGCCGAGCUGGGAGCCGCAGGGGCCGUGGCCUGGAGGGCCCAGGCCCAGGACUUUAGCGGAGGUGCGACGGAGCUGCCCUGUGCCAUGGGUUUGUCGGCUGAAUACGUCCUCCUGACAGACUGUUCCACCAAAGAGGUGGUGUUUAACUGUUUCUGUGCGGACGUGAUCGGCUGGACGCCGGAGCGUCUGUCACUAAAGAUCUUCUAUGGCAGAGGAGACCACAUCGCUGUGCAGGUACCAGAGGGCUGUGCGCAGGACAUCAGGGAAAUGGUGCAGAGGUUAAAGUCGUUGACAGUUGGAUGUGAAACGGUGGAUAUGACUCUGAGAAGAAACGGACUGGGACAACUGGGCUUCCAUGUUCGCUUGGACGGCACUGUGGCGGAGGUGGAGGAAUACGGCUUUGCCUGGCAGGCGGGACUGAGGCAGGGCAGUCGGUUGGUGGAGAUCUGCAAGGUGGCCGCAGUGACGCUGACUCACGAACAGAUGAUCGACCUGCUCAGGACAUCGGUCACCGUCAAAGUGGUUAUCAUCCCGCCGUACGAAGAGGGGGGACCUCGCAGGGGCUGCACAGAGGAGUACGAGAUGAAGACCAUGGAGCAGAAGUCAGAACCUGAGCCUCUGGCUGCAGGAUACCGACCCUCCCCUCGUCCGACGUGGCGAUGGGACAGCCCACCUAUCCCUUCGGGGCUCCACAGUACCUCGAACCCGCAGCGCUGGGCCCCCAUGGGCCACCCACCGCCUCCACUGCCCCGCACACACAAGACCCUGAUGCCUGUUCCUUACAGAGAGCCGCAGCACCUCAACUCCAAGAGGCCAGUGAGCUACCCAGAGAACCACUACACUCUGUCCCCUGCAGGAGGCGACAGAGUCCUGACCUACAGAAACCCCUCCGCCAGCUUCUCCUCGCCCUCCUCAGGCCUGAUCGGCCUCUCCACAAUGGGGCCACCUGGAAUCACACCAGGCCCAUUCGUGCGCUACAAACAUUCACCCGACAGAUAUGGAGCAGGACAGCGCCCCCUGCUGCCCUAUGAGCCCCACCUCAUCGUGGACAUCAACUCCAGUGGGGAGUCUUCCUCAGGCUUCACCAGUCAGGAGAGCACCAUGGAGCGCUGCAAAACAGAACCCCUCUGGCAUGUUCCGGUGUCAGUGUCUCGGGGACCAGGUGGUGGAGCCGGGCAGAGGAGAAUCACCAGACAGGACAUCCCAGGGAAAGACUCUCCAAACAGACACUCGAAGGGCGAGACUCAAUACUCCAGUCACUCCAGCAGCAACACUCUGUCCAGUAACGCCUCCAGCAGCCACAGCGACGAGCGCUGGUUCGACGGAGGACCUGGAGGCGAGCGAGGAGGAGGCGGGGGAUGCCUUGGCGACCUGGCAGACCCCGACCCUGACCUUCUCAACAAGGGAGGGUCCAACGACAGCGGGAUCGACGCCUCGACCCACUACGGCAACAACCGCCACGGAAACGUGCCCAACAACCAGCUCCUCAAGCCCAUGCACUGCUCCACGGCUUACGGCGGCAUCCAGGAGCUCUCUGUGGGAAGGAGCAGCGGCGGGGGAGAAGCAAGGAGACGAGAGUCUUCACCCAUCAGCGCGGCUGAAGCCAAUAAAGGGUACCGGACGAGGACAUUCCCACCUCCUGGCUCCAGUGCUGAGAAGAUGGAUGCUUUCAAACCCAGGGCCUACACGCCGCAGGGCUACAAGACUCCGACAGCGGAAAAGGCGCGGCAUGUCCGAGCCGCUACCACGACACCCACCUCCGCUCAGCUGAGCUCCAUCCCUCUGUCCAGCUCUGCCCCCAAAGCCUUAUACGGGAAGAGCCGACCAAACGCCUGGCAGAACGAAGACAGCAGCCCAUCGCCCGCAAACACGACUGCGGCGUCCAGCUCCGACAGCAGCAACAGCAAGAAGCAGGUGGACACAAAUUCAAAGAACGUGUUUGGACAACCUCGACUCCGAGCAUCCCUGAGGGACCUGCGCUCUCCACGGCGGACGUACAAGAGCACCAUCGAGGACGACCUCAAGAAACUGAUCAUCAUGGACAACCCGGGAGAGAUGCCCCAGAGAGAUCCAUCUCCCAGACGAACUUUGCAGCGCACGUUUUCAGACGAGUCACUGUGCAGCGGCCGCAGAGAUGCCAGCUUUGCCAACUCUGAGAACCAGACGACUCCGACUGACGUGCUGUUCACCUGCACUCUGCCAACACGCAGGCACGUCGUCACCUCCAACCACCUGCAGAGCAAGAAGGUGCCUCUGUCUGCGUCUGAACUGUCUCUCACUGAGGUCAGGGACAAAGUUCCCCCCCUGAGGAGGCUCGAUCCUGGGCUGAUGCCUCUCCCUGACACUGCCUGUGGACUUGAGUGGUCCAGCCUGGUCAUUGCUGCAAAAGCCUUCGAAGCACAAAAAGCGGUUUCCCUCUUCUCACUGACUGAGCCGCAGGUCGGAAGUCCUGACAUGAGACCAGUCAUAAGUCCUGUUCAGUUCCAAACUCCUCAGACGCCACGGACCACACCGACCUUCAGCAGUGACGAGGCCCCCGCUGAGUUGUCUGGUCGGCUCUACAACCUGGAGGUCAUGUUGAAACAGCUGAAUAACGACCUGGAGAGAGAGAAGAAGGAUAAAGUCGUCCUGAUGGCAGAGAUGGCCAACCUGAGAGAGAACAACCAGCGUUUGCAGGAGGAGAGUGUGACAGCCAGCGAGCAGCUGCGCAAGUUCAACAAGAUUUUCACCAACCCCAACAGCACAGGAAGUGACCACGAGGCUCACUCCUUAACGCACGACGCUGACUCAAAGAGGGAGUGAUCAACAGCUGCAGAAGAAGAAGAAGAAGAAGAAGAAGAAGAAGAAGAAGAAGAAGAAGAAGAAGAAGAAGAAGAAGAGUGUGAUUCAGGCCUGAGGGAGGGCAAGUGUGAGAGGAGUAUUCUUUCAGGAGGCGGAGGUCAGUUACCUCACUCAGCUUCCACUGGACUGCCUUAAACCAGAGAGAGUCCGAAAAAGACUAUUUUUGAAACGCUACACUCCCGGAAAGUCUCGCCGAGCAGAGACCCUCCCUCCCUUUUCUCUGAGCCUGUUUAUUUUUAUAAACUGAAGUCAAAGUCUUAUAUACUUUCUAUAUAUGUAUAAAUAUACUGAGUCUGCUACUAUGCCGGAGGAGUGAUGAGGAGAGGAGAACCUAACUGUUUUUGAGAACACUACAUCACCUGGAGAGGCCUAAUACUGUUCCUGCAGCGAAAUCCGCCAAAAAAAAAAAAAGACUCAUUACAGACUGCAUCUCCCAGAAUGCACUAGUAGUAAUGGAAGCUCUACAGACAUGGUACUGUAGAUAGAUGCCUGUGUGGUACAAUUCUCUUGUAUCAAUAUUAUCUAUAUUUUACUGAUAUUGCAUAACGGUUGUACUAAAGAGGUGUGUGUGUAUGUGUGUGCGUGAGAGAGAGAGAGAGAGAGAGCAACUGAUGGUACAGUGAAUAUUCUGAAGCAUUACUGCACAUCAAUGUUUGUGCUGAAGUCUUGAUUUGUUUUAUUACCCUUCAGUGUGUGUGUGUGUGUGUGUGUGUGUGUGUGUGAUGGUCUGUUAAAGAACAACUGAUUAAUGAACAAACAAGUUUACUGUAAAAUGAAACUUGUGGGCCACAGAAUUCUUCUUUCCUCCGUUUACGUGGACGAACCGUGGCCCACACAUGUGAAACAAGCCGUCAGAGAGUCGAGUGAGUGUGAUUGGUCGAUGUCAGAAACUCAGUGACACCCACACCAUAUCUCUGAUGAAGUGCGUUGUUCAGAAUCUCCAGUAGUGCCGUAUCAUCUCAGAUCUCAACGUACUGGAUGAUUCUUUUAACCCCAGAACCUUUAGCUGAGACUUUAAGACUUUUUUCUCUUGUUUAAAACAAUACACUUAUUUUCUGUCUUGCAGAUAAAAAAAGAUUGAUGCCACUAUCACUUUAGUCAGGCCUGGUUGCCUGGCAACUGGUGUUACACAGAAUUAUGUGAUUUAAGCAACUUUUUUAACGUAAUAUUUUAUUGUAUACUUGGUUUUAAAUAGCUGUGACCAAUCAUGGCAUCCUCACUGUAUUUAUAAAAACAAACAAGAUGUUAAUUGGCGAGCUUUAGAAAUGCUUAUUGGUGGAUUUUGUUCAAUCUUAUAAUGCUUAAAUAUCAGUAUAAUAAAUUAUAGAAAUGUUAAAUGUGUUCGCAAACAAAAACAAUCAUUCUUUUCAUUAAGUUAUGCUGUGGGAUACAAAUUGAGCCCCAUCUUAUAGCCUGUAUUUGUUUACAUUUUGGACUUUGCUGUUGUUAGUUCCUGUUCAUGCUGUGAACAAAACAAAUACAUUACUUUGAUGUAGAAAACUCAAAAACGUGAUGAAGCUCUCGACUCUUUGCUGUAUUUUCUAAGAAGGUUAUUGGAUGUUUACCCUCAGUAUCCUCGGAAAGUCCCGUUGAAAACAUGUGUAUCGUGUCUGCAUGUUGAAAUUUGACUGAGUUAUAACAAACUAAUUGUGUUGACAAAAAGGGGCAAAACUUAAUAACCAAACAAGGUAGUGGACAAACAUGAGUGGCAUCAAUCGUGAAACUUAAGAAAACGAAUAAGUGUAUUUCUCAUAACGUCUAAACUCUUCCUGUAACUGCGUCUCUGUGUGUGUGUGUGUGUGUGUGUGUGUGUGUGUGUGUGUGUGUGUGUGUGUGUGUGUGUGUGUGUGUGUGUGUGUGUGUGUGUGUGUGUGUGUGUGUGUGUGUGUGCUCAUCAGAAUGAAGCGACGUUACCAGUCAUGUGUGUUGAUAGAAAAACAUUUACUGUACAUGAAAGUUCACUGGACAACACUGACGCUCCUUCAUAUCAGAACCUGUGUGUGUGUGAGUGAGAGGAUUCGUCCACGUGUUCUGAACACAAGACACUUAUUUAUACAGCGAGCUGGCUUAAGGAUAUUGUCUACUAUAUCUAUUUUUCAUACAGAACUGUGUGUGUGUGAGUGGAUGCUGGUACUGAAUGGACGACACAUCCCUGCAGAGGAAGAUUCUUCCCGUCUCACUUCAUUAAUUGACUGAUGAAACUGUUCUGAACUCUCAGCCCAGAUGAGCAGUAACAUUUUUUCCUCCCUGGUCUGACUGGAUCUGUUUGUUUUGAACUUUCCAACUCGCUCAGGUUUCUCAAUAUGCUGUUAACAAUGACGCUACACCAUCAGUGAGGGGCGGGUGAUGUACUGUGAGACUAUCAGAGAUUUUCCCUUUAAUAUUUCUGGGUGUAUUGGUUCAUUGUAGGUAAAUCGAGGUUGUAAUUCAUUUGCUGGAUUCGUUUAAAACAGAUAAAACAGUUUCUCAACAGAUUUCACAACAUGUUUAUUAUGUCAAUAUCAAAAAAUGGCAUAUGCAGUGAUAAAGGAUUUAUAUCUGUUUACCCCCCCACUCUCUCUCAAAAUACUUUUCUUUCACUGACACAAAAGAGAGGCAGUUGACUGUAAGAGAGGUUAUGUUUUCAUAUGUUUGUUUGUCUGUUGGUUAGCAGCAUAAAACAAAAACUACUGUGUGGAUAACCAUGAAACUUGGUGGAACAAUGUGGCAUGGGUCCAGAUCAGGGGGCAGUAUCCACUUUCUUUGACAUUGUGAGACGGGGCCUUUUUCAACAUUGCCGUUGAUUUCUCCGAGAAUCAUUUGCGAAUAUUGAUGAAAACGAUUCAGACUUAUUUAGGGGAUAGACAUCGAUCAGUGUUUGUGAGAUCCACAUACAAAUUUGGAUCAAGUGGAUUUAAACGGUUUCAUAGGGCGUGGAGCCUUUUCCAGUUGCUGUAUAUUAACAAAUAGGACUUAAAACCUGUAACUGUCACCAAAGUGUAGCUGAGGAAUCUAAUGUGGCUUCAGCUUUAAGGCUUGUUUGCAUUUGAGGGGACACGAGGUGUGAGCUCUAUGGAGGCUCGUUCUGGUUUUCUCCUGCCUCUCUUCAGCUCUUAAAACUAACAAAAGCCGACCUCUGCAAAGGCCGACUGUCUCUUUGAGUUCAAUCAACCUGCAUCAAAUUCCAAACACUCGUAGAGUCCCAUGAAAAUACCAGAUUGUUCAGAAAUUCACGAAAAUAUCAAAAACAAUAGUGAAAUAAAUCCCUAUUCACUCCUGGAUCCACCAGCCUCUAUCAAAUCCUCUCCAACAGGUUAAUGGAUUUUUCUUUGGCCCAACUCCCACCAAGUUUCAAUAGGAUCAGUUCAGUAGUUUUUGCAUAAUCCUGCAAACAGGUUACAAACGAAAAAACAAGAUACUGCUUCAGUGUCACCAGCUUGUCAUCCUGCUGCGACCAGCUUCAAGUCGAGAGGUUUUCAUCUGAGUAACUUUGAGACCAGUAACAUUUAUACAUGAACCUCCUUUACCAGUCUGCCAUUAACAAUCUCAGUCUCUCAUGUGGCUCCUCGGAAAACUAGUUCCAGGUUUGACGUUGUUGCUGAGGUUCAAUUCAGUGACACACUCCUCCUCCUUCUCUCACGCAGCUUCGCAGGUGUCGCUGUGAUUUUAGUCUUAAUCUUUACUUUGCUUAUGUAAAAGGGGCAAGGUUUCUUUUUUAUACAUAUAUAUAUAUACAUUUUGUUCAUGUUCUGUAUAAUUUUAAGCUAUUUAUAGCAUACACAACACACCCUGUUGAACAAAUCAAUAAUGCAUUAUUAAGGUUAAUGGUUAAUAUUGUAUAACUACGUUUGUUUUUAGAUGUUAAAUAUUUUGAUAAUUUAUUUUUUAACACGUUGGCCACUGUCAGACGAUAGUGAACACGAGAGGGUACUGUGUGUGUGUUUUAUUUUGACGUUUUACUUCUGAUUCCUGUACAAAGUUGAUUUGUAUGAUUCUUCCGGGGUUUUUUUCUGACGUCAUCUUUUCUUUGUGCGUCUCUCGUGUGGCGGCAGCACGCGACGCACAGACAAAACCUUUGUUUUCUUUGGGUUGUAAUAAUGACUUGUACAUUUAAAAGUGUAAAUUAUGUUUUCAUUAUUUUAUAAAAAAUAUAUUAAAAACAACGAUCAGAUCA
This is a messenger RNA of Hippoglossus stenolepis (Pacific halibut), 9990 nucleotides long. It is a transcript of the gene sipa1l3, whose product is annotated as signal-induced proliferation-associated 1 like 3. Gene Ontology annotation, biological process: establishment of epithelial cell polarity; epithelial cell morphogenesis; regulation of small GTPase mediated signal transduction. The coding region runs from base 486 to 5798 and encodes 1770 amino acids. NCBI's taxonomy places the organism in Eukaryota, Metazoa, Chordata, Actinopteri, Pleuronectiformes, Pleuronectidae. The transcript has 24 exons. Gene Ontology annotation, cellular component: Golgi apparatus; plasma membrane; cytoplasm. Gene Ontology annotation, molecular function: GTPase activator activity; protein binding. The record is from RefSeq and is a predicted model, not a curated record.